Entrophospora sp. SA101 is the source of this 2295-nucleotide messenger RNA. The record is from the annotation of a GenBank genome assembly. NCBI's taxonomy places the organism in Eukaryota, Fungi, Glomeromycota, Glomeromycetes, Entrophosporales, Entrophosporaceae.
AUGAAUGUAAUGCAAUUAGCCAAAAAGUUUCCUCAAAUUCCUCAACACGAAAUACUUAAAAUCACCUCUCAAUUCAAUCAAAUAGACAUUGAUGGUAGCGGUGCACUUGAACAAAAAGAAAUUUUAAAAGCUUUACAAGACAUAGGUGAAGACAAUUCAUACGACGAGAUAAGAGCAACUUUAAAAGAAAUCGACUUAAGUUCUACGGGAAAAGUCGAGCUUGAAGAAUUUUUAAUUUCAAAACUAAGAUCAGGGCGUAAUAAAAGUGCAUUUGCAGUUAACAAACAUAAAAUCACCGUUCAUGGAUCAAGUCAAAAUGUUUCACAUACAAUAAACGAGGAUGAAAGAACUGAAUUCACAAGACAUAUGAACCAAACAUUAUCUGGAGAUCCAGAUCUUGCUGAUAAAUUGCCAAUUAACAUCUCGAAUAUGCAAUUAUUUGAUGAAUGCAGAGUACCUGAUACAAUUGAUGAACGUGUACUUAAUGUUUUUAAAAAAGGAAAGAAAAUCAAUAAGUUUCAAAUGAUUGAAAAUAAUAACUUAGUAAUUUUUUCAGCAAAAGGAAUCGGUUGUAAUGUUGUAAAUAUUGGUUCAGCUGAUUUAAUUGAAGGCAGAGAACAUUUAAUUUUGGGUCUUAUUUGGCAAAUCAUUAAGAUUGGUUUAUUGAAUAAAAUUGAUAUAAAGCUUCAUCCUGAAUUAUAUCGUCUUCUGGAAGAUGAUGAAACUUUGGAACAAUUUUUAAAAUUACCUCCUGAUCAAAUUUUAUUGAGAUGGUUCAAUUAUCAUUUAAAAGCUGCUAAAUGGCAACGUCGAGUCCAAAAUUUUAGUAAAGAUGUAUCUGAUGGUGAAAAUUACACUGUUCUUUUAAAUCAACUAGCUCCUGAUAUUUGUUCCCGAGAUCCUUUAAAAGAGCGAGAUCUUUUAGAACGUGCAGAAAAGAUUUUACAAAAUGCUGAAAAGUUAGGAUGUAGGAAAUAUCUUACACCAAGAGCUCUUGUUGCUGGCAAUCCUAAAUUAAAUCUAGCUUUUGUGGCACAUUUAUUUAAUACUCAUCCAGGUCUUGCGCCACUUGAUGAAGAGGAAAAGGCCGAUCUUGAGGAAUUUGAUGAUGGUGAUGAUAGAGAAGCAAGAGAUCUCAAGGAUGGAUUAAUUAUUCUUCAAGCCUAUGAAAAGCUUAGGCCAGGGAUAGUUGAUUGGAAGAAAGCAAACAAAGCCAACAAUAAUAAUCUUUCAAGAUUUAAACAAGUGGAAAAUACCAAUUACGCCAUAUUGAUUGGUCAAUCAUUGAAAUUCACACUUGUUAAUAUUCAAGGCGCUGAUAUUGUUGAUGGAACAAAAACUUUAAUUCUUGGUCUUGUUUGGCAAAUGAUGCGAUUAAAUAUAAUCCAAACUUUGAUAAGUUUGUCAAAAGGUGGUCGUGAAAUAACUGAUGCAGAUUUAGUUCAAUGGGCAAAUGAAACAGUAAGACGUGGUGGAAAAACAACAAAAAUGAAUAGUUUCAAAGAUUCAUCAUUGAGAAGUGGUAUCUUUUUGAUUGAUUUACUAAAUGGUAUAAGACCAGGAAUAGUAGAUUAUAGUUUGGUUACAAGAGGCAUAUCUGGUACUUUUCUAUUCAUGUUUCUUGAGGAAUUUGAUGAUGGUGAUGAUAGAGAAGCAAGAGAUCUCAAGGAUGGAUUAAUUAUUCUUCAAGCCUAUGAAAAGCUUAGGCCAGGGAUAGUUGAUUGGAAGAAAGCAAACAAAGCCAACAAUAAUAAUCUUUCAAGAUUUAAACAAGUGGAAAAUACCAAUUAUGCCAUAUUGAUUGGUAAAUCAUUGAAAUUCACACUUGUUAAUAUUCAAGGAGCAGAUAUUGUUGAUGGGACAAAAACUUUAAUUCUUGGUCUUGUUUGGCAAAUGAUGCGUUUAAAUAUAAUCCAAACUUUGAUAAGUUUAUCAAAAGAUGGUCGUGAAAUAACAGAUGCAGAUUUAGUUAAAUGGGCAAAUGGAACAGUAAGACGUGGUGGGAAAACAACAAAGAUGAACAGCUUCAAAGAUUCAUCAUUGAGAAGUGGCAUCUUUUUGAUCGAUUUACUAAAUGGCAUAAGACCAGGAGUAGUAGAUUAUGGUUUGGUAACAAGAGGCACAUCUGAGGAUGAUGCAACAUUAAAUGCAAGGUAUUCAAUUUCUAUUGCAAGGAAAAUUGGCGCUACUAUUUUCCUAUUACCAGAAGAUAUUGUUGAAGUUAGACCUCGUUUGAUUCUCACAUUCAUUGGUAGUCUAAUGGCUUUAGAUAAUAAUCCAACAGUCAUUAAAUAG